Molecule: messenger RNA, 6996 nt
Organism: Kalmanozyma brasiliensis GHG001
Lineage: Eukaryota; Fungi; Basidiomycota; Ustilaginomycetes; Ustilaginales
Product: Nucleolar pre-ribosomal-associated protein 1, N-terminal
Exons: 2
Coding region: 1-6996 (2331 amino acids)
Biological process (GO): maturation of LSU-rRNA from tricistronic rRNA transcript (SSU-rRNA, 5.8S rRNA, LSU-rRNA); maturation of 5.8S rRNA from tricistronic rRNA transcript (SSU-rRNA, 5.8S rRNA, LSU-rRNA)
Cellular component (GO): nucleolus
Source: RefSeq, a predicted model, not a curated record
AUGGUCGACAAACGCAAGCGCGCCAGCUCAGAUGCAGCCUCUGCGUCCAACCAUGACUCGGACGCCGAGCAGUCCGUCGGCGGCGACCAGCCCGGAGCACAGGAGGCCAACAAGCAGAACAAGGCUUUCAUCCCUUUCGCACAUGGCGCUGAGCUUCAUGAUGCACUCAAGACACCCUCCGCCGACCUCUUGCGACUUUUGCUCACCCGCUUCCGCCAUCAAACCACGCUCUCCUUCGCCGAGAACACACAGCGAUCCGUCAUUCCUGCCAACGACAAGCGAAUCCAGCUUGUCAGGGACUACGCUCAAUUAUGCGAAACCUCAGCAUCAGGAUCAUCAUCGUCAGGUGCGGCGUCCAUCUUCUCCACCUGGGAGCUCGCCGACCGUCAGGACCUUCCCACCUUGCUCCACCUGCCCAUCUUCUGCCUCGCACAGUCGCUCGCGCUUCUCUCGAUCCACUAUCCAACUCAGGCGCUGGGCUCAAACAUCAUCGAACGUCUUCUUUCUGCAAAUGAGCCAUGGCUCGACAUGCUCCACAGCUAUAUCUCCAACCUGGGUGGUGCCAAGUACGCCUCAUCCAAGCAGCGAGAAUCCAGAACCUCAAAGGGUUCUGACGUCGCUGCCCUAGCUUCACUCGUUUUGCUCCGCGAGAUCGUCAACUUUGCCCAGGGACGACAUGCCGUCAAGCUCUUCGACUCGUUCAACUGGUCCAUGAAGGUACUCCCUCACAUCUUCAACAUGCGUCGAAGGGCCAACCGCAAAAGCAAGACUUCAAAGAAGGCACAGGUGGCUCAAGACGUUUCCUUGCGCAGGCCCGACAUUCGCACCCUCUACAUCCUCUUCCUUCUCUCGUUCUUGCAGCAGAGCUACUCGCACACGCUCAAACUUCGUCUCCUCGACCUCGGACGCGACUUUCUGCCGGCCAUCCUCAAAGGCCUUCCACAGGAUCCACCCGACGUGGUGCAGAUCAUCUUGCUGCAUCUUCACGAGGAUCUCAUCAAAGACCAGAAGAUUCCACGUAGCAAGAAGGUCGAAUUCUGGAACGAAUGGGCUUGCGGCUGCGUUGUGCAGCUCUACUCGCGCGAAGAGGAACAUGUCCUCAUUCAUGCUGAUACAGACACCCUUGAGAAUCCCUCGGUAGCCGAUCUCGCACACCACUUCCUGCUCAGCAUCUGCACCAAUCCAGGCUUUGGUAUCUGCUACCCAGAUCGAGGCUGGUAUCCGCGCAAAGCACCCAGCAAGGCCGACGUCGUCGAUGAGGCCCGUCCGGACCAGAGCAACACGUUGGCGAAUGGCAUCGACCACGACGAAUCCGCUGUGGAGACGAAAGCAUCACAGAAGAGCAAGCAAGCCGCUGGUGGUGGGGCCAUCUACAACAAAGUUCUAUCGGGCGUGCUUCGUCAGCUCUCCGUUGCUGAGGAUCUUCGCCAGCAAGAAUUGGCACUCGGCAUCCUCACCGCCUGCCCCGAGCUUGUAGGUGGCUAUCUUGAAAGCUCCUGUGCUGGGCUCUCCGUCGAGCCGAGACCCAGCUCCCGCUGGUUGUGCAACAUGGCGUUCUUCGGCCGUGUCGUUGGUCUCGAGCUUCCCUCCUUCCGCAACGCCAAGGUCGAGCAUCUCGAAUCGAGCGAUGACCCUGGAGCUGGUACUCUGGCUCCACAGUCCCAUCGGCUUCUUGCGUCCGAGCCACCUCCCAUGUCCAGCAUUCUCGCCAACAUUCUUCCGGGACCGUUCCACCGGUCACUCUUCAGUCAAGGCCUCAACAGUUCCGAUCGACUCGUCCGAUACUCGACCUGUACCGUGUUGUGCCGAUGCUUGGACCGCAUGGUGCACUUCCGCAACGUCUGUUCAUCCGCGAUCACGGAGCUGGACGAAGACGAGGACGGAUCCUGGCGCAAACGACUGGAUGCACUCGAGCUCGAAGCGCGAAAGCGCAUUCCCGACAUCUCUGUUAUCAUUCAAAUCCUUCAGGUAGCUACCUCUCGAUCGAGCAUUAACGACCACGCCGAUGCCAAUGACGCUCAGGACCAAUCAGAAGAGGACACUGCGAGUGCCAUAACCGAGAAGGACAACAUGAUCUUGACCGAGAUCGCACUCCGCCUUUUGUCGCUCUACUAUCAAGCCGUUCCCAGCUCUGCUUUCGACGUUCGCUUCAAUGCUGGCAAACUCCUGACCAAUGCCUUCAUCUAUGCAUCAUCAGCAGACGCUGCCUCGCAGAUGGAAGGCAGGGACACCGAGAUGGCGAAUGGAACCCAAGAUGCCAACGACGGAGCGACUGACAGCGCAUCGAAUCAAGGCAGUGAUGACGAUGGGGACGAAGAGGACAGCGGCGAGGUCAACCUAGAGGCCCUUUGUCAGGUUCACACUCUCCGCAUUCUCUCGCAUUCGACACAAGCAGCCUCCUUCGAUUGGACGGCGAAACCAACAGGUUCGAGCAGCAACCUGAGCUACCUCGGGUUGCUCCUCACCCUCUACGUUUCCACGCCUCUGCCACAGGUCAAGCAAGCCUGCGAGGAUCUGAUUCGGUCCCUGCUCUCAUCCUCGUCUUUCUUCGAACAUCACCCGUCCGAGAUCGAGGCCUGGCUUGCAAGCUUGCCGCAGUUUGACACUCGAACGGCUCAAAGCGAAGAGCAAGGCGAACACGAUUCUGUCUCUGUUGCCACUCACCAUCCUUCUGUGGAGCAAUCCCGGGUCAUCUCGUUCCUGGACGAGUGCAUGCUUCGAUGUGCAAAGACUCCGUAUCGUUAUAUUGAGGCUGCUCGUCAGCUCGUUCGCGACCACGGCAGCAAGGAGAACGCAUCGGUCAGCGGAAAGGACUCGAACAGUCCAUCUGACUCCACGGAUCUCCUUGCGUCGCCAUGGCUCAUGGCCAUCUUCGAGCAAUUCACCAUCCGUGUCGAGAAGGGCUUGUUUGGCGGAGAGGACGACACAGUAGGAGCACUGUCUGCUUUCUUCGUCCGCUUGCUUCCCGUCCUGUGCGGCUAUACCCGGCAAACUUCCGCUGUCGAAGCCAUGUCGGUCAAGAUCCACGAUGCGAUCAAAGGGAGCCCCCACUACUCUUCAUCCGUCUUCCUGGCGUCGACCCUGAUCAGCAAGAUUCACAGCAUCCGCACAGCCCCCGAGCUCAGCACUCUAUCGACCAAGAAGUCGAAGCGAGCCAGCUCAGCUUCUUCCGCCCUGUUCCUUGGCUCUGCCACGCCGCAAGAUCUCAAGAUCCGCCUGCGAGACGCCGACAGGCCACUGACACAGGUCCAGGUCUCCGAACUCUACCAAGCAACGCAGAAGCUGCACGCAAUUGGCUUUUCUGCCGUCUCGCAAAUCCUUGAGGAGCUCGAUCCGGCGACCGAGAACCUCGCGGCAGCUGCCUUCUCAGGAUCAACGGAGAUCGCCUACGGCACCGUCCCAAUCCUUCACCUACCUCUGAACGUCACUUUUACUGCUCCGCCUAUGGACGACUUCAUGGCGACUGACAGCAAUCACGAAGCUCAGCAGGCAGCCACGCUGGUCGCUUGGAGAACCGAGGAUCUAACCCGUCUCGCAAUCCGCACAGCUGUUGACCGGUCGCGCAAAAGCCAAGACAGCGAGACAUUGUUGCAUCACGUCGCUUCCCUACUCUCCAUCGCGGAUGCUUCGGGACAGCUCUCGGAGGGAAGCAUCAAGCACUUCCUGUUUGCUGAUGUCGUCUCGAGCAUUGAUGCCCUUUCUGGAUCAUCGGCUACAUCUGGAGUCUUACUCCGAAUCAGCGAGCUCGCCGUGCGACAUUUGGUCCCAAGUCGCAAAGAGGACGUCGAGAUAGUCACCUCCUUGAUCCAUCGAGUCGAGCAGGACCAGGCUUUCGAUGGCACCUUCUUCCGGUCCAUGACAAACUUGAUGCCUUUCUUGCCCGAAGAUCACGCCCUUGACCUUAUCGAAACAUUCGCUCGCGCGCUCGAAACCCGGGAACCAGAAGCUGGUGUCUCUUUGCUGGCUGCAGAGGCGCUCGCCGUCCUGGUAGCGUCGUUGCAAUCGAGAUCUGCCAUCUGGAAGGCAUUGGCUCUGCGACUGCCAGAGCUUGUAUCAGCAGCGCUGCGUUCGAGAGAUAACGAGAGGAGUGGCAGCGACGCAUCAUUCGGACAGCGUCAGCACUUGCUCUUUGGGUCCAUCCAAUCGAUCCUCGAGCAUGUUCAGCGGGAUGCCAAAGCUUCUUUACCCGGGAACGUAGCUGGGCUGAAUUUCAGUGAUCUUUCUGAAGCCGAGAUUUGCUCUUCCGCCAUGGAUGGUGCGCUGGUAGCGGCUAUUCACGCGCACCCAAAGCUGGCGUCGUCCGUCUCUGGAGCUCUCAUGUCGAUCCUGUCCUCUACAGGGGUUAUGGCCCAGCAGGACGUUGUUCGCACGCUGCCUUGCACUCUGCUGACUUUGCUGUCAGCGCUGCUCGAGCAAGAGGAAGCGGAGCUCUCUGGACAAGAAUGGACGCAAGCUCAGCUGCAGCCUGUCGUCGAUCUGGCCAGCACCAUCGCUCUGGAGGCCACUAACUCGGCAGACGCACUGCAAAAGCUGACGUCUCUCCUCAUCGUCAGCCUGCGAUGUGCGCGCAAAUUUGGCUGGACAGCGAUUCAAACUGCUACGAGCAGCAAGCUCUUGGAGUUCACAAGCACCGCAGCAGCUUCCUUACCAUCUAGGGCCUUCCAUCGCCAUCUGCUGCAGGUCUUGCUGGGAUUGAUCGAGCACAUCCCCGACCUCCCUCGCCUGACAGAGAUCUUGCAGGCGACCGUCGACGCAUCCCUACUCUGGCUCGUGCGUCGCUUUGCCGAGGACAGCAAUGAUACGGUCGACCUCGUGCAGACCAUCACCCUUUUCACCUCGCUGGUGCAGCGCAUUGGAGGCGACGAAGGUUUCGCAGUGCAGCUCAAGAAGUCGCUCGUGGACCCAGUCAUCCAGGCCGCGAUCAAGAACCGACUGCGCGGCCUCGACCAGAUGCAGCUCGUGCUUGCCCUCUGUUCGUACUCCGACCUAGGGCAGACCGAUCUUUCGCGCUACCUCGGCGCUCUGUCGGCUCAUUCCGACUUCAACUCAGUCCUUCGCGGCACAGCCACCAUUCAGCGUCCGACGCGAGGCGACACUGUGGACGACGAGGAGGAGCAAGAAGACGCUUUGUCGGAGCGAGAGAAGCAUGAUGGAUCACAGCAUCUCCGGGAGGCGCUAGUGGAAGUCGUGUACACCGUCGCCUCCCGCGACGCCAAGGCACUGCUGCGCGCACCACUUCUGACGAAGCUCAUGUCGUUCUACGGCGCGAGUCUGUCGAAGUCAGACAGGAUGCUGCUAUCGCUGUUCAGAAUGUUCGAAGAAGAGUGCGGUCACUCCUUCACAGGUUUGGUCCAAGGCUGGACAUUGCCUUCGUCUCAAAGUGGUGGUGCGUCUGCACCAGUCGAUGGCCGAGAGAACACACUCGAGGCGCUUCAAUCCCUCGAUGCGAACGUUGUCUUUGCGACCUGUACCGAAUAUCCUCGGUCAUUGUCGCUGCGCAACACGAUGGACAGCGGCUUCGAGGACGAUGACGACGAAGCUGCGCUAUCCGGGCAAGUGUACGGCAGGCACACGGAUGCAGCGCUGCGCUACGAUCCCGUCUUUGUCGCAUCGCUCCUCGCCGGUGUGAGUUUGCCGGACGUGAAGCUGAGCAAAUUGCAGUGGAUGUCGGUGUUCGCCACAAAUGCUCCCGGGCUCGUCGUUUGCGGGCUGUCUUCCCGAUGUGCCGACAUGCGACGGGCCAGUCUGACGCUCACCUCCAACCUCUACCUCGCUAUCAGAGAGGCAGACUUCCAAGAGAAGGAUCAUCUCAUCAUGGUGCUCGACCUGCUCCGCGACGCCCUCGAUUCGACGACCUCGAUUCAAGCCACCGACUCCGAGACGCCCUCCGACGCGCCGUACCUGCCGAUCACGACCACUCUCUUCAUCGCUCACGCCCUGCGCUCCAUCACCACCCCUAGCUCGUUCAUCUACCCCAUCAUCUCGCACUUCCUCCUCCAACGCCCGCAGCUCGACGUUGGCGACAUUCCUCUGCUGUACAACCUGCUCUACACGGCGUCGGACAAGUACAAGCAGGAGCGCAUGUGGAUGCUGCGUUUCCUGCGCGACGUCGCGCGCUCGGGUGGUCGAAGCGACUGGAAGAUCUUCAAGCGUCGACGCACGUGGGAGCUGCUUGCGUCGAUGUACGAUAGUUGCGAUGGUGGGAUGGCGGGUGCGUCGAUGAGCGCGGAGCGGGCGGUGGAGGAGACGGCGAUGCGUGCGCUGAUCGAAGAUACGACGGCGUGGCUGGUGCGGAAGGGCGAUGUGGCGAUCGAGCUGGUGACGCGCAGAGGGUUGUUGACGUGGAUGUGGCAGCAGGCGGUGCGCGAGGGCGUGGUGGCCAUGGCAGAGUCUCGGAGCGACGGCGACGACGCUGGGAAGAGGCAGGCGAAUGACGAGUCGGGCGCAACGGUUGGCACGUCAGGAACACUGAGAAGCGUUUGGAUGCUGCUGCUGGUGCAACUCGUACGCAGUGUCGAUCUGGACCGCCUGCACCGCGCGACAGACGCCGCUUGGCUUGCACCCACGCUCACGCUCACCCUGACCACCGUCAAAGCUUUGCACAACUGUCGCCUCUCCUCUCCGUCGACAACGCGUACGCUUCCGACCGUCUCAGCCGAUCUCGCACGCACCAUCUCGUGCACAGCCACCAUGGUGCUCGACAGAGUGCUGCUCUUCGCAGAAGACCCUUCGAUGGGCAUGUGGAUGUCUCCCAUCAUCGAAAUCCUGGACAAGAUUCUGGACAUCGCCGAACCUGAACUGGCUCACAGUAACGAUGACGCGUGGCAGCAAUGCUGUGUGCGCAUCCAGCGAUGUGCGCUCACCAUCGCCCCCACCGCCUCGUCAUCCCCGGACCAGCAGCGUCUGGCCAAAGUCGUGCGCCGCUCCACCGCCCUCUGUCGUCGCUUCGACAGCGAGACCGCUACACUGGUCGUCUCAAACCUCUUCACCUCCUAG